AUGGAUUGGCUAGCUCAUUACCAUGCUCAAGUAGAUUGUAGGAUGAAGGUGGUAGAGUUUUGCAUACCAGGUGAGGCAACUUUAAAGUUAGACGUAAGGGGUAUGUUAGCCUCAUCUGCGCUCAUUUCAGGAAUAAGGGCUAGGAAAUUGGUUAGUCAUGGGGCACGCAGUUAUUUAGCUUUUCUAGUUAACACUCCGGGAGAAAAGAUUAAAUUGGAAGACAUGCCGAUAAUCAGUGAAUAUCCGUACGUAUUUCCGGAGGAGUUGGGGUCACUGCCACCCGAAAGGGAGAUUGAAUUUAAGGUUGAUCUAGUACCCGGAACUACUCCCAUUUCGAAAAUCCCUUAUCGAAUGGCACCUGCUGAGCUUAAGGAGUUAAAGGUGCAAUUGCAAGACUUGCUAGAACAGGGAUUCAUACAUGAGAGCGAGUCACCAUGGAGAGCUCUAGUGCUAUUUAUUAAAAAGAAGGAUGGGAGUUUAAGACCCGGCGAAAGUGGAAGAUGUAGCCAAAUGGAAGCGGCCAGAGAAUCCCACAGAGGUACGAAGUUUUCUAGGAUUAGCAGGGUACUACCGCCGAUUUAUAAAGAACUUCUCGAGAAUUGCGGGACCCUUGACUAA
This is a messenger RNA of Coffea arabica (coffee), 618 nucleotides long. NCBI's taxonomy places the organism in Eukaryota, Viridiplantae, Streptophyta, Magnoliopsida, Gentianales, Rubiaceae. The record is from RefSeq and is a predicted model, not a curated record.